AUGAGUUUGUUGGAUACAAACUGCACCAGGAACACUUUGGAGUCCCUUUCUGAACCAGAGGAAAGUUACUCCCACGUGAAAGACAUAUUCAGUUGGAUAAGAACAUUAUCUAACAAAGACAGCUGGAGAACCACCGACCCCCUUGGAUUUCCAAACCUCGGGAACACUUGCUAUAUGAACUCCAGUCUUCAGAGCCUCCUGACAUUAAAAGAUUUUGUGAAGAGCGUCAGUCGUACAGAGCAGAUCUGGAGAUCAGUUCCUGAGGCUCAACUGCUGAAAAAACUGAUUGAAAUCAGGGACUGUCACAAAUCAACUAACUCUAACAUCAAGAGUCAACUCCUGCAGUCCUUUAAAGAUGUUAUCAGUGACCAGAACCCGCAGUUUAUGGACAGUUUGCAGAAUGACGCCCAUGAGUUCCUGAUCUCGAUCCUGACACACAUCGAGAGUCUGUCUCCUCUGCUUCAACGGACCGCACUUUGGAUUUAA
Messenger RNA from Melanotaenia boesemani (Boeseman's rainbowfish), 486 nucleotides. Its product is annotated as ubiquitin carboxyl-terminal hydrolase 37-like. The record is from RefSeq and is a predicted model, not a curated record. Gene Ontology annotation, molecular function: cysteine-type endopeptidase activity; cysteine-type deubiquitinase activity. The transcript has 6 exons. NCBI's taxonomy places the organism in Eukaryota, Metazoa, Chordata, Actinopteri, Atheriniformes, Melanotaeniidae. Gene Ontology annotation, cellular component: cytosol; nucleus. Gene Ontology annotation, biological process: protein deubiquitination. The coding region runs from base 1 to 486 and encodes 161 amino acids.